Molecule: messenger RNA, 1720 nt
Organism: Manihot esculenta (cassava)
Lineage: Eukaryota; Viridiplantae; Streptophyta; Magnoliopsida; Malpighiales; Euphorbiaceae
Product: E3 ubiquitin-protein ligase ATL31
Exons: 1
Coding region: 106-1236 (376 amino acids)
Source: RefSeq, a predicted model, not a curated record
UCACUCCUCUUUCUCCCUUUUAAUUAUUUUCUUUAAUUCUGUAUUUAUAUCUAUUCAGAUCCCAACCCUACUCUUCUUGAGUAGACGCAGCAGCGCUGGCAAAAAAUGAGAGGAAUCACACUUAAUCUCAGCCGUUUGAUCAUCCACCAUGGAAUCAUAUGGUUCCACGUUCUCCUGCUGUGCUCCGCCAGUGAACAUAACACCACCACUGGAAAACAAGAGGACCGCUACGUGUUGUACUCAAAUUUUGAUCCGACGAUGGCCAUAGUGAUCGUCGUUCUCAUUUGCGCUUUCUUCUUCGUCGGAAUGUUCUCCAUCUUCAUUCGUCAGUGUUCUGAGAACACUGUUGUUGUUUCUAACCUCGCCAACGCUACUGUCUCCGGGAGUAGAUCACGGCGGGCUGGCCUUGAUCCUGCCGUGAUUGAGAAGUUUCCGGUUUUCGUUUACUCUGAGGUGAAAAAUAUUAAAAUUGGUAGAGAAACACUGGAAUGUGCAGUUUGCUUGAGUGAAUUCGAAGACGAUGAAACGCUGCGUUUAUUGCCUAAAUGUAAUCACGUUUUUCAUCCUGAAUGUAUUGAUGAAUGGUUGGCUUCUCAUGUCACUUGCCCGGUUUGCCGAGCCAAGCUCACGCCGGAAUCCGCUGAAAUUCCGAAAAACUCACCGCAACAAACAACAACAACAGAGUCGAAUCAACACGACUCUGUUCCUACUGUGACCGAAGAAGUGGCGGUUACCGUGAAUGAAGAGGAGAACAGAGAUUCACACCCACAGGUUAUUGUUACUCCAACCACGAGUCAGGCAAAGAAUCGGCCACCGAGAUUAGGAUUUUCGGAGAAGUUUCCAAGAUCGCAUUCGACGGGGCAUUCACUUGUUCAAGCAGGAGAGAACAUUGAAAGGUAUACACUGAGAUUCCCAGAGGAGAUGAGGACGCAGAUAAUGGCAAGCGCGAAACUGAAACGUGCGGUGAGUUUCAAUGUGAUAUUAGCAACGGAAGGUAGUUCAAGAAAAGGAUAUAGGAGCAGUGGAGAAGGUAGUAGCAGAGGAAAGCAAAUCGGCCGGUGGGCAUUCUUGAUUUCCGGAGGUAAUUCCUUCAAAUCAAGUAAGAUUGAAAACGAUGGAGAUUCGUUUAACGGUAGUAGAAACAUGUUGGCAUCAGUUAAGAAUCCGUUAAAUUGCUUAAAUGUGAGGGUUGAUGGAGCCGAAGAACCGUCCACUCGGGUUCGGCCUAUGGUUUGAUAAAUGCAAUAUGGGCUUGACAGCCAUUUUUAUGCAUAAUUAACCUUCUGGGGUGGCUUGCUUUGAAGAAAAUUAGCUUGGUAAUUGCAGAUUUAGUUUCUUUUUUUCAAUUUUUUUAAUCUAUUCUCUCGUAUCAAGUUAUUGAGAGAGGUUGGAGAUUGGAAUACGAGUGUAGCAGCCGAGUACUAUGCAUUCAACCAUUGAAGUCAUUUCAGCAAACAUUUGUUCUGCAACUUUGAGUAGACGUAAAGUUGGCCAUCAGCGCUAGAUUCCUGUGAAAUGAGAAAACAUGGGAACUCAUUUAAAGCAGCCGAAAGGAGAAAGUGCAUUUUGGGCAAUUUAGGUUGGCUCGUACGUUGCAUGAAGGAGAGCAAGUCAGACUUUGGGAAGUUUCUAAAUGAGUUUCAGAUGUCCAGCAGAGGAAAAGUUGUUUUAUUGUAUUUUAUUUAUACUGAUAUUAAUAUACAUUUAUAAUUUAUGUCUA